Messenger RNA from Cannabis sativa, 3097 nucleotides. RefSeq names its product chloride channel protein CLC-c. Gene Ontology annotation, cellular component: intracellular membrane-bounded organelle; plant-type vacuole membrane. Lineage: Eukaryota; Viridiplantae; Streptophyta; Magnoliopsida; Rosales; Cannabaceae. The transcript has 7 exons. The record is from RefSeq and is a predicted model, not a curated record. The coding region runs from base 457 to 2781 and encodes 774 amino acids. Gene Ontology annotation, biological process: chloride transport; transmembrane transport. Gene Ontology annotation, molecular function: voltage-gated chloride channel activity.
AAAUAAAAGACUAGUAUGAUGUACGUCUAAGAAAAUAGCUAUUGAAAUGUAUGUGCAGCACAAAACAAAACAUGUGUACGUUGUCCCGAAGAUUCUCCAUGUAUAUAUAUAAUUGUACUAUAGACUAUAGACAAUAACAAUAAUAAUCGUGAUAUAGGAGAAGAGGGAUACUGUGUGGUCUCCUGGAAAUUUUCAUUAAUCUUCUUUAGCUUGAUUAUUUCACUGCAUAUGUAAAAUAGUAAGUACAUCUUUCUUUCUUUUUUUCUUGAAGGGGUAGUGGGGGAGUUGAGUACGUACAUGUACCAUAGUAUGGAAUUUGUACCAAAAGAAAAAUAAAUUAAAAAGUAUUUAUAGCCUAGCUAGCUAGCUAGCUUGUUUUCUAGUCUUUGAUUUGAAAACAUGAUUGAUGAUGGUGGUGAGUUGAUGCAGGGUGUUACAGGGGAAGCAUAAUAUAAUAUGGAGGCGCAUGGAGACGAUCAUGGUGGUGGUGAGGUGUGGUCAGAGAUAUCUGUGUCUAUCUCUGAUGAUAAGAGCUUUUCCACUAGUACUGAUCAGCCCCCUUUGCCUUUGGUCAAAUUGGAAAACACCACUUCCCAAAUUGCCAUAGUUGGCUCCAAUCUCUACUCCAUUGAAAGUCUUGACUAUGAGAUUGUUGAAAAUGAACUGUUUAAGCAUGAUUUGAGAUCAAAGAAGAAGGUGAAAAUAUUUCAGUACGUACUAAUCAAGUGGACAUUUGCCCUUCUCAUUGGACUCGGAACUGGACUAGUUGGCUUUUUAAAUAACAUUGCAGUCGAGAAUAUUUCAGAUUUUAAGCUCUUGCUCACUACUGACCUCAUGUCAAAGAAACAAUACUACAAGGCUUUUGCAGCAUUUACUGGUUGCAACGUUGGUUUAGCAGUUGCAGCAGGUGCUCUAUGUGCUUACAUAGCUCCGGCUGCAGCAGGUUCGGGUAUUCCAGAGGUCAAAGCCUAUCUCAAUGGUGUUGAUUCUCAUUCAAUACUUGCUCCAAGCACCCUCUUUGUCAAGAUUUUUGGAUCCAUUUUGGGAGUGUCUGCAGGGUUUGUGGUGGGUAAACAAGGGCCUAUGGUACAUACUGGGGCUUGCAUAGCCUCGCUGCUUGGACAAGGAGGUUCGCGCAAGUAUCAUUUGACAUGGUCGUGGCUGAGAUACUUCAAGAACGAUAGGGAUCGACGAGACUUGAUCACUUGUGGUGCUGCUGCUGGUGUAGCUGCAGCAUUUCGUGCCCCCGUUGGUGGUGUUCUGUUCGCCCUUGAGGAGGCUGCUUCUUGGUGGCGCAAUGCUCUUCUUUGGAGGGCAUUUUUCACAACAGCAAUAGUUGCUAUAGUGUUGAGAGCUUUUAUACAAUUUUGCUCUACGGGAAAAUGUGGUCUAUUCGGGCUAGGAGGUCUGAUCAUGUACGAUGUAAGCUCAGCUGCAGCAAUAUUUAAUGCCCCUGAUAUCUUGGCUGUGAUAUUCAUUGGUAUUACUGGAGGAUUCCUUGGCAGUCUCUACAACUACCUUGUGAACAAAGUUCUUCGAGCUUAUAAAAUUAUGAAUGGAAAAGGUGCUGUUACGAAAAUCUUGCUGGUUAUGACAAUAGCCAUUUUAACUUCAUGCUGCUCUUACUUGUUGCCUUGGUCUGCCAAGUGCAUCCCUUGCCCUGAAGGCAUUACAGUUAGCUGCCAUAAUGUUAAAUCUGGAAACUAUAAGGCCUUUCAGUGUCCACCGGGCCACUACAAUGAUCUUGCCUCGCUCUUUUUAAACACCAACGACGAUGCUGUUCGCAACCUCUUCAGUACCCGCACAAAAAAAGAGUUCCAGAUAUCCUCACUCUUCAUCUUCUUUGCAGCUGUAUUCUUCCUUGGAAUCGUAACUUAUGGAAUAGCUAUUCCCUCUGGCCUUUUCAUCCCAGUCAUACUUGCUGGAGCUUGUUAUGGCCGACUUGUUGGAAGACUCUUCGAAACAAUCUCUCACUUGGACACUGGUCUCUUUGCGUUACUUGGUGCAGCCUCUUUGCUCGGCGGCACCAUGAGAAUGACAGUUUCCAUGUGUAUCAUACUGCUUGAACUUACCAAUGAUCUAUUGCUGCUCCCUCUUGUGAUGCUUGUUCUUCUAAUAUCUAAAACUGUGGCUGAUAACUUCAACAUAGGAGUAUAUGACCAAAUCAUGAAAAUAAAGGGAUUGCCUUACAUGGAGGCUAAUCCUGAGCCUUACAUGAGGCAUUUGGUUGCUGGUAAUGUUGUUUCAGGUCCAUUGGUCGCCUUUUCUGGCAUCGAAAAGGUGGGAAACAUACUAUUUGCUCUGAGGACAACGAAUCAUAAUGGGUUUCCUGUGAUUGAUGAACCACCUUUCUCAGACUCUACAGAGCUGUGUGGUCUAGUGUUGAGGUCUCAUUUGCUUGUUUUGCUUAGGGGGAAGAACUUUACCAAGGAAAGAGUUAUGUGUGGUAGAGAGAUACAAGGAAUGUUUUCUGCAUUUGAUUUUGCAAAAGCAGGAUCAGGGAAAGGAAUCAAAUUGGAGGACAUUGAUAUUAAAGAGGAGGAGAUGGAGAUGUACGUGGAUCUUCAUCCUAUUACAAACACAUCUCCAUACACAGUGGUUGAUUCAAUGUCACUUGCCAAAGCUGCCGUUCUCUUUCGCCAACUUGGUCUCAGGCACAUGUGCGUGGUGCCAAGGAGUAAAGGGAAACAUCCAAUUAUUGGAAUUUUGACAAGGCACGACUUCAUGGCAGAGCACAUUUUGGGGAGGUAUCCUGAUAUGGAUCCUCACAAACAAAAGUAACUCACCAUGGUCCAUGCCAUGUCACCAAACUGUACCUUUGGUCCCCGACAGAUUAUCGAGUUAUUCCGGAGGAAGGAAGCAAGCAUUUGAAGUUAAUUUCAAUAUGAACAAUGACAUUUCUUCAAUCUGAUGAGUUGAGUAGGGUACUAUUGCACCUUUUUGUCAUCCUCCUGCCACUGUUGCAACUCUCACGCUAUAAUUUCAACUUUCUAUUGUGUUAAUGUUUCAGUUUAUCUCGGUCCGUUUGGAACCCCAACAACACCCACCACCUCUCCAUAUUAGGGUGAGCAAUUAGUAAUAAAAGACUCUUUCUCAA